AUGCAGUACCGUGAAGUGGCCACAGCUCCGAUACGCCGCCGCCCUAGUUCCCUCGUAGCUCUUGGUGAAGGCGUUAAUACGUCAAACGCACAGAGUGACCCUCAUGGCAAGGCACAAAGCAAAGUGCCGUGGUACCGUAACACUUUCGGCGACACGGUUCCUCUUCCAGAGAUGCCUCCUGGGCCACUGGCUAUGGACCCGCCUAUAGUCAUCCCGGCGGACAUUCGACCGCUAGGUAGUAAACGUCGUUAUUUGCGUACAAUGCAGCUUUUUGGAGAUCCUUUAGUACCGGACGAGGAGAAUCGAGAACAAGAGUGUACAGACACAGAAUCUUCAGCUUCCCGCCAAAUUCCAUUGCUGCGCCACCAAAACUCAAUGUCCUCAAAUCGGCUCAUAACGAGUAAGCGAGAACGGAAAUUGGUGAGGUCUGAAUCACAUAAAGACUUGAUGGUGAGAAGGAACUCAAACCACUAUUUGGAGGAGAAGGAGACAUUACCUCGAGAGAAUGCCGACGCAGAAAGCCAACAUUUACCUUCUACCAAUGACGACGAACUUGCCAUAACGGUAGAUCAAGCACUACCGUCUACAGACAGGACUAGUCCCUCAACACAACUGACUCCUGAGACCGACGUAGAAGCACUUCCCAAUCAUAAUGCCGAUCGUAAUGGAGAAAACGCCACUGCAAGGGCUCUGCGUCUCCGUCGAAUUUCACAAAAAGGAACAUUUGACACCCAAGACAACCGCGACUACUUCGGCAAGACUGCAAAGGAGAAGUUCUACGCGCAGUACAAGCAGCUUUAUUCCCGACCAUAUCUGUUUAUGGACAGUAAAGCUGCUGUCGGUGUGACUCCUACCCUCGAAUCAGGACCGCCACAAGAGAAUGAACGUCCACGACAAGAUGUUGAUGAUUCUGAAAGCACGUUCGUCCCCGUGUAUCCAUCUUCGUUGGAAAUGAAACAAGUGAGCGACGAAUUGAAUCCGCCACGACUCAUUUCCAGAGCCUCGUCAUUGCUUAUGCCGAUUGAAAACGCACCAGAGCUGCCACUACGUGAUAAACUGUCCCCACGAGCUCACUUCUUGGCCUCCUGUGCAGCGAAAAACCAAGUAGUUGUGCCUUUUCUCAUCCGCAACAGAAACACAAAAGUGUUUGAUUUCUCGUUCCAAUCGCUCGGAGAUGCCUCCAUUUCAGCUUUUGCCAAGUGCCUCGUGCAUGAUUUGCCCCACGUAGAAGAGAUUAGUGUGCGGGAUAAUCGCCUGAGUGACGACGGACUAAAUGAGUUGCUACAAGCUGUAAGUGAAGGCAGUUUGACAAUGAAUCUCCGUCGACUGGACAUUUCGCAAAACCAAAUCGGACCAAAAAGUGCUCAAACACUCGAGUCUUAUCUCGUUUCACCGCAUUGUACCUUGGAAAUGCUCCACGUGGACAACGCUGACAUCGACGACCAUGAGUGCGCAGCCUUCAUGACGGCAUUUGAGAAGAACCAGUCGAUCAAGCGUCUUUGGAUGAGCAGAAAUUGCAUUGGCAAAGCAGAAAAUCUCAACGUUGUACAGCCAAAUUUUACCACCGGUGGAGAAGCUAUUGCCAAGAUGCUGCAUGUGAAUCCUGUGCUCAUACAUCUCGAUUUAUCAUGGAAUUAUUUACGACUAGAAAGCAGCAUUGCACUCGCGAAUUCCAUUCGUGAUAAUGGUACACUGGUGGAGCUCAAACUUGCAUACAAUGCGUGUUCGGAUGCCGGUGCCAUGAUGUUUGGUGAGGCUUUGCGCUUCAACAAGAGCUUACAGAUGUUGGAUUUAUCAUACAACAGUAUAGGCGUGAAGGGGGCCAUGGUGUUGGCAAAUGCCAUUCGUUCAAACCGAACUUUACGUAAACUUCAGCUUAAUGGCAACAAUAUCGGAAGAGAAGGCGGUCAAUUGUUCAUGGCUGCACUUUGUGCUAACCGAACCGAAGUCGGAUGUACAAUCGAACUACAUGCAUGCAACUUGGGCGCUAAUAUCAUGCCCAUCGGCACUUCAGCUCCAGCAGUUGUACCUAAAAGUAUGAGCCAAAGACCUGCAUCGGCAGCAUCCGUUGAUCGUGGAAAUGCUGCAGAAUUUAGCGUAUUAUCAUUGCCAGUAUAUAAUGCCAAGUCCACACGAAUAUUCAGUCCAAGAGAGCCUGCAGGCAGAUAUUCUCUUAACAUGAGCGAUGCCUACGACAAAAUGAUCGCGAUGGAGCUUGUGCGUCUAUCUACAACACGCAAAGGCUGCCGUUUUCUACGUAUUGAGUACAAGUCUCCGACUGCAGCCAAGAGAGCAAUUACACUCAUUAAAAAGGAGAAUCUUGUGGUUGAGCAGCAUAAAGGUGCUGGUGCUCACCGCAGCGAUGGAGAGGAAACCACCCUCGAAACCAGAGGACUGGAUGCAUUGUUCUCUAAUGUGGAUCGAGACAAAUCUGGAACUGUGGAUCUAGAUGAGCUCCUGGCUGUUCUAAAUCAAAUAGGACUUUUUCCAGAAAUGGAGAGUUUAUCUGCCAUGUUAGAGAAAUUUGACUACAACAGAUCCGGUUUUCUCGAGGAAGGCGAGUUCAGUGCAUUCUUCUUCCACGCUGUUUUCCAGAUGAUUGAUGAGGAUCAGUCGGGUAAAAUCGACGCAGAUGAGGUCGAAGAAGCGUUCAAGAUGUUGGGAAUCCACAAUUAUGACGAGAAAGAAAUCGAGAACGCAAUUACCACGUACGAUAUCAGUGGAGACGGCGAAAUGGAGGAGUACGAGUUCGUCGAGUUCAUGAAAGGACAGUUGUUGGAGAGAAUUAAGAGUAAAUUACUCGGACGAGACGAAGGUAAAGAAGACGAUGACCAGGAAAGAGCGCCUCUUGUCUCGCUGUUGGAUGCAUCGACUCAGAAGCCGUGGAUAAUCCCCGAAGACGGUCAAUUGGAGAUCGAUUUUGUCUACGAUCGCGAAGCAUUCGCCACAAACGACGAAGCUUUCCGUCAGGGCAAAAUCUCGCGAGUUGGACUUGAACUUUUGAUCCGAAAUAUCACGGAAGUAGCCACUUCCAAAGCUGAACAAGAUGACCUCUUCCAUGUCGCCAUGUACGAUUCUGAAAUUCGACUUACUGCAGCUCAAGCCUACCAGAUCCUCGAAGCUUGUCACUACUUGAAACCUGAAAGCAAGAAAAUCGAGACAAUUGCGCUAUUGCUGCCACAAAUGCUAACGGCAAAGGAGGCGCAGAUCCUCGUGGCCCGAACGUUGACACUGAUGCAACGAUGUCGUCUGAAGGCUCGAAUGGGCAGUGCGUACUCUGUUGUUCUUGGUAACCCGACAGCACAUUAUUCGUUCGAUUUAGCCAAGCUUAAAGACCGAAUUGCAUUGAACAAACUGGCCGAAGUUGCUCAGAGUGAAAAACUCUUUUCCAAGCUUCGAUCAGGACGCGCUGACACGUCCCAACAUGGCAAUUGGGAGAAUUUUCGCAAUGAAGAACUGGAUGGCCAUAGUAUCGUGCUUACCAAUACUUUCUUCCACUCACUGCCGCGUCGGGGCAAACUGUGUUUCGACUAUGUGAGUACGACGCGUCCCAAGAGAGGCACCACGCAGAUCAGUGAUCGACGGUUUGACCAGCUUAUUGACUUGCUCCAGAUGGACGUCGUGCUGCCGGAUGCGCUAGGUUCUCUUGGUCCUACUCGAGCUCAGAGAGCUAGAGGACAGCGACAGCCCAAGCGAAUAGGAAGGGGGUCUAAUGCUGAAGACAACAGCGAAGAAAUAGCUGAGCUGACUGGGCUAUCGAAGAUGAAAAUGAAGCGAACGGCGUCCAAUGAACAAUCCGAGUUCUGGAACAAGACCCGAGCUUCGAUCCUUAAGCGCGGCUGGGGCUUUGUAGUAGACCACGCGUACACGUUUCGCCUCACAGGUGCCACAAAGGAGAACGUGGGGCUUAAGCUCGUGCAGAUCGAGUCGGCAAUCUGCGAUCGGUGGAUCUCGUGUGAACAGGCCUCCAAGAUCAUUGCCUGUAUGCCAGCAUCAUUCCACGCUCGACCCGAGACGGCCCGUAUCCUGUUCUCGAGACUCAUUGACAUUCACAAUUUCUUUCGCAUCUACGACGCUAUGUCCAGAGCGGAGCAACAGGUGUGUUCGCACAUAUUAGGCUGGCUUAACAUCAUGAAUCCCAUGUCGCCGGAGCGAUUCUACGCGUUAAACUUGUCGAUCUACGACGAGCGCGAGAUGACCAAGGUCCUGGUAGAUUUGGCUAUCGGUGAGCCAGGUGAGAACUGGCUGAACCAGAGCUUCUCGCUCGUGCAGGGCGAACCAGGUAUCCCUGGAUGGAAGCUGCCAACUCGAUGGGAAAAGGAAGACAACAAAGAAGGCGGCGUGAACCGCGCAGGCUUCCUCGAGCUGGAAUAUUAUUCAGGACAAGAUCGAGGCUGUGCCCCCGUGCUCUCGCUGCGCAAGACGCUCAUGAAGCGUGUCCUGUGCGGAACUCGGCUCUACUGCCUGUAA
Molecule: messenger RNA, 4470 nt
Organism: Phytophthora nicotianae INRA-310
Lineage: Eukaryota; Oomycota; Peronosporomycetes; Peronosporales; Peronosporaceae
Exons: 3
Coding region: 1-4470 (1489 amino acids)
Molecular function (GO): calcium ion binding; protein binding
Source: RefSeq, a predicted model, not a curated record